AUGGAACACCUUUUCCAAGCCUUUCGCCGAGUUCAAAAAGGACUCGACGAUGCCGAUGAUCUUCUGGAGUUAUUCCAAAGGCACGAGAACUUGAAAGACCCUUCCACAGUCAGUGUCGACGAUCGGAUUCGACUUCUCGAUCUACCUCCUCGGUCGGUUCAAGAUGAAGCAAUUGCAUCAGUUACUACUCUUACAAAGAAGGAACUGCUUAAACGCGGUGCCGAAUUUCCCGCGGCGCUGAGCGAAAAUGAAAUGAACAUUCUCAUGGCCCGAUACUGGCUUGACGGUAUGAGAUGUCACAUCAACGAUGCCUUGAUGAAUGCCCUUGAUUUGUUGGAAGACAUCAAAGAAGACUACUCAACCGAGGUCUGUGACCGUCUUGAUCUCUUUCGAGAACCUCUUUAUGAAGAGAACGAAUGCAAAGCCAUCGAGAAUGCAGAGGCCGAGAGAAUCCGUAGAAGGAAGGCAGAGACAGAGCAAGACUUGCAGCAAGAUCUGGCCAGAGUGUUUGCAAAGGGAAAGCCUUGGCUUCAGCGACUUUGGCAAGAGGAUGGUUCGAAAACAUGGGGAUACGCGAUUUUCGAGAGCCCGCAGUUUGUCGCUGAUCCCAAAUAUGAUGUUUAUGAGGGAGAGCAAAAAAGGGCAGUGGAAAAAUCCCUGAGACGCAUCGGUUCGGGUAUUGAGAUCUAUCGCCAUUACAAGAUGGAGAAGCAAUCCUGGCCAUCUCAGAUGAGUAGUGCUUAUCGAUUUCCUGAUAUUGUCGAUAAGUUGCGCCAGGAAUUCAGAAACCGACGAAACCGAGGCAACCUUUCCGAUGGACUUCUUCCGAACGUUUUCUUGUACCUGGAUCAUGAAUCUGCGACCUCACUUUUUAUUUCUCAUGGUCAUGUCGACGGUAUGUGGAUCUGGGCAGUCGAUCCGGACUACGAUCCUGAGAAUGAUACCACGGACGAUUAUCAAGGAUACUUGCCUGUUUGCCUCAAGCAACUCGUGGAUAACUUCUACGUUGCCCGCCGCUGGCAAAGUGACCUUUCGAUGAAAGAACUUUGGGAUGCGGCACAAAGAGAGUCGAACAAAGCAUUUGCAUCUGUCGAGCCAGAAAUGCCAGAUAAAUUUCCCCUUAGGACGGAAAGCCACAAUAUUGCGCCGGAAAGUUUACGAGUUUUUCAUCCGAUAAGGAAUAAUUGA
Molecule: messenger RNA, 1188 nt
Organism: Penicillium waksmanii
Lineage: Eukaryota; Fungi; Ascomycota; Eurotiomycetes; Eurotiales; Aspergillaceae
Exons: 1
Coding region: 1-1188 (395 amino acids)
Source: RefSeq, a predicted model, not a curated record